AUGUCGCCGUUUCCUCCAUCCAACUUCAUUAUUCAAUUGCUCGCCGGGGCAUUGCCAUUGUUUGGUGGCCUCACUGAUCAGCAGACUAAUGGAAACCUGAACGCCAGUUCCUGGCAGAAUCUUCCAGAAUUCUUGACUGGCAGCACUCUACACCACGGAUAUCCCUGGGGCAAUCUUAAAUACAAGCCCGAUAUCGUAAACGAACCGCUUCCUGAAACCAACGUCACCCGGUAUUACCAUUUUGACGUCGCACCGGGUACUCUGGCUCCCGAUGGAUAUCAGAGACAGAUGCUCCUUAUCAAUGGACAGUAUCCUGGACCAUUGAUAGAAGCGAAUUGGGGCGACUGGAUCGAGGUUACGGUCUCCAACUCUCUCCAGGACCUAGAUGAAGGAACAUCAAUUCAUUGGCAUGGGCUACGUCAAUACGGCACUCAGUACGCCGAUGGUGUACCAGGAUUAACACAAUGUCCCAUCGCUCCGGGUUCGAAUUUUACUUAUAGAUUCCGGGCAGAUCACGUUGGAUCCAGCUGGUACCAUUCACACUACUCAGCCCAGCUUACUUCUGGGUUAGUUGGACCCAUGGUCUUCUAUGGGCCAAAAUCUGCCCCAUACGACAUUGACCUCGGUCCCGUGUUGCUUAGUGACAUGUAUCAUCCCUAUUACCAGAGACUGGUUGACAGAGUGAACGGUAAUGGUUCUGAAGUUCAUUUUGCCUUCUCGAACAACAGUGUUAUCAAUGGGAAGAUGGUCUUCGACUGCAGUUCAGUGACAGAUGGAACUCCUUGUGUCAGCAACUCUGGCGUUUCUAAAUUCCAGUUCCAACCAGGAAAGAGUCAUUUACUCCGUUUGGUAAAUGUUGGAUCAUCUGGCCUUCAGUUUUUCACAGUCGAUGAGCAUGACCUUACGGUCAUUUCAAACGAUUACAUACCAGUCAAGCCAUACACGACGAAUUCCGUUACACUUGGCGUCGGUCAAAGAGCCGAUGUCAUUGUUCAUGGAAAAAGUGGAGCUGAUGCAGAGCGAAACUACUGGAUGCGCGCUAAUCUUUCCGUCCUCUGCACCCUCCCGGAGCAGCCCUACGGUCUCGCAGCAAUCUAUUAUGACGAAAAGGACUACGAAGACGGCAAAACGCCAACCAGUGCGCCACAGCCUUUAAAUGAUGCUGAUAUGCCUUGUUCCAACGCACCUCUCAACACGACAAGCCCGGUAACUCGUAUUCCUGCUCCACCUGCGGACCAGACCAUCACUAUCCAUAUCAACAAUACGAAAAACGAAACCGGCCACUCAGUAUACCUGCUCAAUAACCAGACCUUCCGAGUAAACUACAACGAACCAAUCUUGGACCUGGCUGACGAGGGUAUUUUCAACUACCCCUCGGACCCAGAGUGGAAUGUUUAUAGCACUGGUAACAGCAGUGUCGUGCGUAUAGUCUGGGAAAACCAAAAAGUUGACCCUUCGGAUCCAAAUUUCUACAAUCUCACAUUCACGCAUCCAAUGCAUUUGCACGGGCAUGACUACCAAGUCCUUUCUUAUGGCUUCGGGGAGUGGGAUGGAACUAUUAUCAACUCUGAGAAUCCAAUUCGAAGGGACACCACUCUCUUACCCGCCAGCGGACACUUGGUAGUGCAAUUCACCACGGAUAACCCGGGAGUCUGGCCAUUCCACUGCCACGUAGCCUGGCAUGUCAGCACAGGCUUCCUCAUCAACAUCUUGGAGCGCCCGGAUGAUGUUAAGGGACAACCACGCAUACAAAAGACCAUAGAUCAGACUUGCACAGCAUGGGACGCCUGGAGCACUAGAAACAUUGUUGAUCAAAUCGAUAGCGGAUUGUGA
Molecule: messenger RNA, 1833 nt
Organism: Talaromyces marneffei
Lineage: Eukaryota; Fungi; Ascomycota; Eurotiomycetes; Eurotiales; Trichocomaceae
Exons: 6
Coding region: 1-1833 (610 amino acids)
Molecular function (GO): oxidoreductase activity; copper ion binding
Source: RefSeq, a predicted model, not a curated record